This is a messenger RNA of Rhipicephalus microplus (southern cattle tick), 681 nucleotides long. RefSeq lists its product as uncharacterized. The record is from RefSeq and is a predicted model, not a curated record. Lineage: Eukaryota; Metazoa; Arthropoda; Arachnida; Ixodida; Ixodidae.
AUGACGCAGUGCCUAAAACAGCCCGAGAAGGGAACCAUCGCCGUUCUUACGGGCCUCGUGGCGACGGCCUACGCUGGUGUCGAUGGAGUCCUUGGUGGUGGCCUAGCAGGCGUUGGCGUUGGAAGCAGUGUCGUUCUAAUAAACUCCGGAAGGGGAGUCGGAGUCGCCAAAUCUCUUCCGGGUCCAGCGUAUCUCAUCAAGAGCAUAGACCAUUUGCACAGAGUAGAUGAUGGACAUGACGUCGUCGUGCCUGGUAGUGUCGGAUGUUUCGUCAGCGGUUUUGGAGGUGGCUACGAAGGAGGUUAUGGAGGUGGCUACGGAGGAGGCUAUGGUGCAGGCUACGGAGGUGGCUACGUUGGAGGCUUCGCAGGAGGCUUAGGAGGAGGAUACGGAGGUGGUUACGGAGGUAGCCGUGGAGGAGGCUUUGGAGCAGGAUACGGAGGUGGCUACGUAGGUGGCCACGGAGGAGGCUUUGGAGGAGGAUAUGGAGGUGGCUACGGAGGUGGUCACGGAGGAGGCUUUGGAGGAGGAUAUGGAGGUGGCUACGGACGUGGAUCUGGCCGUCUUUCAGGCUACGGAGGCGGCUACGGUGGCACCUUCAGAGGAUGCUUCACAGGCAAUUAUGGAGGAGGCUUCGGUGGCGGCUAUGGUGGUCUUGGUGGUUACAGCUAUAAAUGGUAG